This is a messenger RNA of Cladocopium goreaui, 2153 nucleotides long. The record is from the annotation of a GenBank genome assembly. NCBI's taxonomy places the organism in Eukaryota, Dinophyceae, Suessiales, Symbiodiniaceae.
UUGUCACAGUUCGUCGCCAUGGGUGCUGGUGCCAGUGUCGAGGAGAAUCGCAAGGUUCUGAAACUUUCCAUCUACAGCGCUGCGGCAGCACUCCAAGGUGGCUGUGCACCGGAGGAAGAGGAGCUUGAUGAAGGGGAAGAUUAUGACGGUUGUUUCCCCGACGCAAGUUUCACUCGCUUCAUGCGCGGAAAGCUUCCAAAGGAAGAGGUGCAAGAAGCAGUGCGAAAAUGGGUUCAAGAGCAGAUUGCUGAGUCUGAGGAGGAUCAGAAUGAUCAGAAGAGGAGCAUUUGGAGGGAUGCUUUGCGUGCCUGCCAGGGUCGAAGUCCCAGGUCCAAGACGUCCUAUUUGAAAGCUAUUGAUUUAUUGGUCGAGACUAUCGGCAAAGACGAUCCAGAAAUCAUCCUGAUCAGCGGGCUGCAGGUGAGCGGAAUUCCCGACUUUGCCUAUGCUCUGCUGGAAUCUUUGCCGGAGGUUCAGAGCUUCAGCAACGGCAGCUACCUUGAAGUGCUGAUGGAAUUCUAUCCGCCCUACGUUGAAUCUUACCAGCAAUCCUGGGCCAUGGAGUUUUGGCACAAGGAGGUGCUUCCCCGAGCCAAAGAAGCGAUUGUCGAGCGGCUCAAGGAGAAGAACGAUGAGGGUCGUUGUAAAGUACUCUUUGAUAGCUUCGACGGCACCAUGCUGCACAGCAUGGGCGAAUGGCUGCGGUUGGGUGCAGAUCCCGUCGGCUUCUUGGAGCCUGAGGAGGUGGAGGAAUUCCUGAAGUUGCACCGCCAGGUGGAAGACUACUGGCCCCGUUGGCCCGCGCAUCUGGAUUUGGUGAAGGCGAUUGCCACGCGCGACAAGGUGGCACUCAGCAGUGCCUUAGACAAGGCCAAUCUGAACGAAGACGCCAUUGAUGGGGACUCCAAGACGGCGAGUCUACUGGUCCUAUCCAUGUGGAAAUGCUGGCAGCGGAGGUGGUCCGAGAUCUUGCUGGAGAGACAACACAUCGUUAUGGAUGGGAAGACAGUUUGGCUCCCCUACGAUGACCUCGAAAUCUUCAAGAUGAUUUUGGCGCGACCCGACAUUGAUCCCAAUGUCGGCGCUUACAGCUACGGAUGGCAUGGCUCUCACGUGCGAGCAACAGCACUGGGAAUGGCGCUAUUAGCAGACUUGGACACAGGCUGCUGCGACCACCUACUAGAAGGUGACAGUCUUUUGGUGGCUCCGCGCCGGGAGAUUGUGGAAGUGUUGGCCAACGAUCCCAGAGUGGACCUGGAAGACGUCUUCUUCGAGCACUAUGAGGAAGGUGGUGAUGUUUGGCUCAGCGCGCUGACGUUCAUGCAAUGCAAGAGUUAUGGUGCCAUCGACAUGGCCAGUGCGAUGGUUUUGAUGAAAGCUGGCGCGCUGAUGUCUCCAGGAUGGGUGAAGCUCCUUGAGGAUUUAGAUCAAGGUCUUCAGAAGGACCUCAACGAAGAGCUGCAACAGCAGCUGAUUCAGGAGCAAGAGGAAGCUGGCAAUGUGAGGCAGUUGCAGAGGACAAACCUGCAGGGCUACACCUUGUUUGAAGACAACAGCCAUGUUCUGCGCAUGAACAAAUCGGAGAUUCUGAAGAGCCGAAUUGAAGGUGAGAAGGAGGUCAAAGAGUGGUAUGGCAUUGUGAAGAAAGGCUCCUUGGUCUUCACUUGGCCCAAGAGCUUCCCUCCCAACUACUGUCGCGCAGCCCACGCUCUGGACUCGGCUUUUAGGAAGUCACUUGGACGGGGAGUUGUUUGUUGCAUCUUGGAUUUUUUGCCCUUCUACGAGUUCAACCGCCGUAGAGUCCCACGAUCCACGUUCCAUAAGCAGGUGGACGUGUUCGGUCGACCUGUAGCCCCUUGCAUCUAUGACAUGAACCAGUUCCAGGGGAAGAUCCAAAAGAAGUUGCAGGAAGAAGAAGAAGAAUGCGAGAUCUUGGAGGGGGAAAGGGAUGAAGAAGCUGAAGCUGAAGAAGCUGAAGAAGCUGAAGGGAAAAAAGAAGAGUUUCCCGAAAUCAACGAAACCUGUUGGGCUCAGGACACGUCUCUGCGACUUGACCCAGUUGAUCCCCCUGAUGAAUGUGAAGAGUGAGACAGGGUACCAUGGUACCAUUCGGCUGCUUAGGCGGAUUCCUGCAAUUCUCGGUGAGAAACUUC